GCUACCAUUUCUUGUUUCCAUCUCUGUUUUCAGCACUCUUUUCUUCAGUUCAUCAUGCAAUGGGAAGGUGAUGAUGGAGUACAUAGGAGCCUCCGGAGUUCCGGUGAGCUUCUCCGAUGUCCCUAUCGAUCCAGAGAUCGACUUCAACUUCAUUCUCGGCUUCGCCAUUGAUUCCAACCCUUCUGGCAAGCCCAUGAAUGGUGUCUUCUCUCCUUAUUGGGAGGCAAGCCUAAACCCUAAUGCAGUGCAGGAGAUAAAGGCAAGUAACCCUAAUGUUAAGGUCCUUGCAAGUCUUUCAGGAUGGAGUCUUGGAAACAAAGUGUUGCAAUGGUACAACCCUGAGAAUCCUCAAGAAUGGAUAACCAAUGCUUAUAACUCUUUGAGCAUGAUUAUCGACGAGUAUAAGCUCGACGGUAUCGAUAUCGAUUAUGAGAAUUUCCCCAAGAAUGAGACCACCUUCUCCUUCUGCAUUGGAGAGCUCAUCACUAAGCUCAAGAACAACAAUGUCAUCACUGUGGCUUCCAUUGCUCCUUACUAUCUUACAGCAAAUCACUAUAUAAAGCUAUUUGAGAGUUAUCGUGAAGUGAUAGACUAUGUGAACCAUCAGUUUUACACUGAUAAGGUGAAAACACCAGCAGGAUAUUUAGAUGUAUUCAAAUUGAGAGCAGUGCAGUUUAAUGCAACAAAAUUACUGCCAAGUUAUGAAGUUAAGGGAAGAGGAAUUCAAGGAGAUGCAUUCUUUGUUGCAUUGAAGCUGAUUGAAGACAAUGGUUUCGACGUAAAUGGUGUUAUGAUCUUCUCUGCCGACGCAUCGAAGACGAAUGGUUUCUACUUUGAGAGGAAGUCUCAAGCAUUCUUACUGAAUUCAACUGCCAAUGCUUGAUAAUUAGUUAUUAACUAUAUGUAUAUAUAUUGAACGAUCUUUUGAUCUAUUGGUACUGAAUUAUUUAUA
Dioscorea cayenensis subsp. rotundata (Guinea yam) is the source of this 952-nucleotide messenger RNA. Its product is annotated as chitinase 1-like. The coding region runs from base 71 to 883 and encodes 270 amino acids. Lineage: Eukaryota; Viridiplantae; Streptophyta; Magnoliopsida; Dioscoreales; Dioscoreaceae. The transcript is spliced from 3 exons. Gene Ontology annotation, biological process: carbohydrate metabolic process. The record is from RefSeq and is a predicted model, not a curated record. Gene Ontology annotation, molecular function: hydrolase activity, hydrolyzing O-glycosyl compounds.